This is a messenger RNA of Ectocarpus siliculosus, 543 nucleotides long. The record is from the annotation of a GenBank genome assembly. Lineage: Eukaryota; Phaeophyceae; Ectocarpales; Ectocarpaceae.
AUGCCAGGCAGGUUGGUCGUCGCUCGAUCCCAGAACCCCCCCGGCAUGAACAACGCCAUCUCGGGCGCGCGGACCCGAGGAACCAACAAGGGUCAUGGAGGCGGGGUCAUUCCGCGCCGCAAACCCGGGUUAGAGGCGCGCAGUAUCAGAGCACACGCAGCAAUGAGUUUCCUCAAGGACCGGGUCGGGCCGACCGACCAAGGUGGGCCGGGCUGGGCGGGUGCAGCUCGACGCGAAACCCAGGAGAGAGGGAUUGGGGGAACGUACGGAGGAGAACGCACCAGGAGCCAGCGAACGAGCGGCGAGGAUCUGCAGAAGGAGAGGCGCGAAAGCUUGGGCCCUGGAGGGACAAGCGAGGCCAACGAUGCCAGUGGCGACAGGAAGCAAACGAGCCAUCCGGAGGAGCACGAGGAGGAGGAGGAGACAGAGCAGAAACACGGAGAUGCACACCAACCUGGGGAACGGCCGGAGGCGAAACUUGGGACCGCGGCCGAGGCGGGGCCGCUCGAAGGGCCGAAGGCCUGGGAAAACUUGGGUGAUUAG